UAUCCUCGGCGCUCAAUUCGGCAAUCGAGACGCCAGCUCGCGACCUCGAUGGGUAGCUCACUCCUCACACUAUCAGACAGUAACUCAAGAUGGUCAAACCAUUGAGUUUUAAAGGCGACAAGAAACAAAAGAAAAGGAAGCGCGCCGAUGCCGGCGAGGGAACAGGGCAAGCACAAGAUGACAACCCGGAGCGGCAGCUGAAGGCGCCUAAAGCGGACGAUGCCGACGCCAACGCCAACGCCGACGAAGAUACCGGCGAGGACGACAGCUGGGUUUCGGCUGAUGUCGUGAGCGACAUCUCGGGCCCCGUCAUGUUUGUCCUCCCGAGCGAGCCGCCAACGGCAUUGGCCUGCGAUGUCACCGGCAAGGUCUUCGCCUCGCCCAUCGAGAACAUCGUCGACGGCAACCCGUCGAGCGCCGAGCCCCACGACGUGCGCCAGGUCUGGGUCGCCAACCGGAUCGUGGGCACCGAGCACUUCCGCAUCAAGGGCCACCACGGGAAAUACCUCUCCUGCGACAAGAUCGGCCUCCUCACCGCCGCUUCCGACGCCGUCACCCCGCUCGAGUCCUUCACGCUCCUGCCCACCGCCGACACGCCGGGCACCUUCCAGAUCCAAACCUUGCGCGACACGUACCUCUCCAUCCGCGCCCCGCGCUCGGCCAAGGCCAACGCCCCGCCCGAGGUGCGCGGCGACGAGACCGACAUCACCUUCAACUCGACCCUGCGCGUGCGCAUGCAGGCGCGCUACAAGCCGCGCCUCAAGGCGUCCAAAGAGGAGAAGGCGCGCGAGAAGAUCAGCCGGCGCGAGCUGGAGGAGGCCGCAGGGAGGCGGCUGGAGGAGGACGAGGUGAAGCUGUUGAAGCGGGCGAGGAGGGAGGGGACCUACCACGAGGCAUUGUUAGAUAUCAAGGUUAAAAGCAAGCAUGACAAGUUUGGAUGAGGGAAUGGGAAGAUCACAGGCUAAGAUAGAGAGCGAUCGAUGUUACAAAUAUGACGAUACCCUUUUCAGAUAUUGAU
Chaetomium fimeti is the source of this 1018-nucleotide messenger RNA. Its product is annotated as FRG1-like family-domain-containing protein. Gene Ontology annotation, cellular component: nucleolus; striated muscle dense body; catalytic step 2 spliceosome. The coding region runs from base 90 to 941 and encodes 283 amino acids. Gene Ontology annotation, molecular function: actin filament binding. The transcript is spliced from 2 exons. The record is from RefSeq and is a predicted model, not a curated record. NCBI's taxonomy places the organism in Eukaryota, Fungi, Ascomycota, Sordariomycetes, Sordariales, Chaetomiaceae.